CAGUCGUUCGCGGGGCACGCAUUGAAGUGAGGUUUCUCAAGUAAAAGUGUUGAUAAAACAUUCCCAAUCCCCCAAUAGAUCACCUCGUCCCUCUAAUUCCACUGACGUGCCCCCAAUAACUCAAUAAAUCCUCCCAAAGGCGUACAAUUAAUUCACAAACAUCAAAAACAUCGUGCGCAAGACGUGUUUUUGGUUGUUACGCCGAAGAGUUGCCCCUAGGACCAGCCGAUCUGUUUUCACCAUCAUCAUUCGUGCUCCCGGAAGUGAAGGCACCCCUGUGAUGCACCAUUCUCACCCCAUGGGCACUUGAUAACCCAACAUUUUAUCAUUUAUUUUUCUGGACGCCAUGUCUGGAGACACAAUGAAGGAAGCAGGAAGAAUUUCAGGUGAAGAACUUGCCGAUGAAGACGAAGAGAUAACGGUGGUACCAGACAAAUUGAGCAUCGAGCAGAUCCUCGAGGGAAUGACCAAUGAGUUCAACAAGAGUGUAUCAAAGUGCAGUGAAGAAAACGAUUCCGAUAAAAUCGGUGAGUUUGCCGAGCCCGAGGGAAGCACAUCCCUGGAAAAUGGUGAUGUUGUGUAUACAGCAGUGAUGGAGGGUGAGGGCAGGGAUGAGGGUCCCGAGGAAUCCCUGGAAGCCCAUAGUGAUUCUCCCAAAGAUGCUAACGAGGUCCUCAGACAGGAGGGGCAGAAAAAGGAUGGUAAUGUCCCCAGGAUUGUCCUGACCUUUAGAACAAUCGAUGAAACCACCGAUGAUGGGAGGAAAACAAAAAUAUCAAGUUGUGGACCUAGUCUCAGUCUUGUGACAGAUGAGCUGGUGAAUAGUGAUCAGAUUGGGGGAGUCUCUGUGAAGAUUGAACAUUCGGAAGAACAGGAGGGCGACAAAUCUGAUGGGGAAGAGGUGAAAAGUGGUGAAGAGGUUAAGGCUGUUGUUGAUGGGGGAAUUGAGGAGAGCUUGGAGGCUCCUGUGCAGGAGGAGGUAGAGGUUGUUCCUGGUGAGGAGGACUCGGAGAAGUCUGUGGAGGUGAAAGAGACACCCGUCACCAGGAAACGGAAAUAUGCCAGCAGGCAGAGGGCACUCAGUACAGAUUCCCCUUGUCCCAAAAGGUCAGCUAGACGAUCCUGUAAGGAACAGUUCAGUGUCCUCGAGAGCGCAAUGGCCAGGAAGGAGAAGUCCAAUUACACUGACAAUAAAGUCACAAAGAAGUCGGUGAAACCUGUUACUGGACGACCCAAGAGGAUCAGUGCUGGAAGAGACAGCAAGAGGGAUAGCAAAGGCAGUGAGGGCAAGGCUGAGAGCUUGGUGAAUGAUCUUGGUAACAGUCAGGCUGAUGGGGGUUCCUUGGAAGAAGCUAGGGCUAGUCCCGGGGAUGAAACCAAGUCCAGGGCCUCUGGGGAGUUCGAAGGCAUGCCCAAAUUAUCGCCCAUGGUGAAGAAUCAGGACAAAUUAGGCAAAGAGGAGACUUUGGUGAAGAAUGAUAAACCUUUUUUGCGACCUGUUACUGGGAAGAAUAGGAGGGACAGGGGAAGGGGGAGAAAUGGGCCAGGGGGGAGGCGAUUGCUGAAGGUUGAAGGAUUUGAGGAUGGAUCUGAGGCUGCUGAGGCGGGGAAGAAUAAUGAUUAUCCAGAAGAAUCCAAUGUUCCAACAAAAAGAACUCGCCGCAGUAUGGCCCCAAGUCCAAGCCCAGCUGAAGGACAAGCAUCAAAGCCAGAAUCUACAGCAAUACUCAGUGAAACCUACGAGAAGUCAAUGCUCUGCCUCUGCCAAGUGAGAUCACAAUUGUACGUUACGAUAACAGGGUCAGGGGCACCCUUGUACUGUACAGCAAUUGAUUCGAUUGAUAAUCGAUUGAUUGGGUGCUGCAACGAAGUUGACAGCAAUGAUGUUGCCAUGAGACGUCCCAGCACUCGAGUACCUUUUAUAAUUCUCUGUCGUUCUCACAAAGAGCGUCUUCUGCGUCACAACUGCUGUCCCUCCUGUGGUCUCUUCUGUACGCAGGGGAAAUUUAUCCAAUGCAAUAAUGGACAUCAGUACCACCUCGACUGCGAGGUUUUUCUCAAUAAAAAGCCUGUAUGUCCUCACUGUGCCAAUGAUACCUCAAAUUUCAAUGUCAUUAUUACCAUGACUGGUAGCAGAAAACCCGUCUACAUACCGUCAAGGAAGAAAUUCUCGAAAUUACCUUCUGCCAAGAUGAGUCUUCCAGGCAAGGGGGACAACACUAAACUCGCUGAAAGACCGCCCAGUCCGCUGGUCAGUCCAGAGGAUAUUAAAAUUCCAGAGCCUACCAUCAACUCUGAAAGACCUGAACGAUACACUGUUAUGAGUCUUUAUCAGGCUGUCAAGAAUGGGGAUUUGGAGAAAUUGGUGAAUGUGCUUAGUUGCGGUUAUAAUGCAAAUCACACGUUUCGUGAAUACUCUCAACGAACUAGCCUUCACAUUGCUGCAGAGCGGGGCCACCUGGGUUGUGUAAAUAUCCUAGUGCAAGGAGGAGCGCAGCUAGACGUCAUGGAUAAGAAUCAGCUGACACCUCUGAUGUUGGCAGCUACUGAGGGAAAGACUGAGAUCGUGAGAUAUUUGGUGCGAGUUGGGGCUGAUGUUACAUUGAAGGGAGAGGCCGGAAUGACUGCUCUCCAUCGAGCUGCCAAGUCAGGGCACCUCGAGGCCUGCAAGAUCAUUCUGUCAGAGUGCAAAGUCCCCAAAACAUUAGUAGAUUCUGUAGAUGAUGGUGGUUGGACUUGUCUCAUCUGGGCGUCUGAAUUCUGCCACAUUGAUGUGGCUCGUUUUUUGUUAGAAAAAAAAUGUGAUCCACUGAUACGUGAUACGGAACAGAAUAUAGCCCUCCACUGGAGUGCAUUCAGUGGUAGUUCCGAAAUAACUGAAAUCCUUCUGAACGAAGGCUGUGAUGUUAAUGCUGUGAAUGUUCAUGGUGACACGCCCCUCCACAUUGCAGCACGACAGGAUCAGUACGCAGUGAGUGUUCUUUUGCUGGCACGAGGUGCUAAAGUAACUGAGGUGAAUGCAGCUGGUGAAACAGCGGUUAACUGUUGCACGAGUGAUGGAGACACCCUGGCAGCUCUAAGGUUAAAUGCCAAGGUCAAUGAAUUGUCUGAACACAUGUGGGAGAAAACCACAAGAAUUCUCACGAAUGACAUAUCCAGGGGAAAGGAGACUAAUCCAAUACAGUGUGUCAACGGUUUCGAUUCUGAGGACAAGCCCACUGAUUUUCUUUAUGUCACUGAAAACUGCUUUACGAGUAAUAUUCAGGUGGACAGGACUAUUACGUCCUUGCAAUCUUGUCGAUGUGAGGACAAUUGCAACUCUGAAAAAUGCCUCUGUGGGAAUAUUAGUCUUAGGUGUUGGUAUGAUGAGGAGGGGAAGCUUAUACCAGAGUUUAAUUAUUCAGAUCCGCCAAUGUUAUUUGAAUGCAAUCAGGCAUGUGAUUGCAACCGAAUCACGUGUAACAAUCGUGUUGUUCAGCACGGUUUGACCCAGAGAUUCCAAUUAUUCAGAACGAAGGGAAAGGGCUGGGGCUUGAAAACCCUCAGACCCAUAUCCAAGGGUGCUUACGUUUGUGAAUACAUUGGCGAAAUUAUUUCCGAUUCCGAAGCUGAUCACCGGGAGGACGACUCCUAUCUAUUCGAUCUCGACAACAGGGAUGGUGAAACCUAUUGUAUCGAUGCCAGGAGAUAUGGAAAUAUUGCACGUUUUAUCAAUCAUUCCUGUGCACCAAAUCUACUUCCUGUUCGUGUUUUUGUGGAACACCAAGAUCUGCAUUUUCCAAGAAUAGCAUUUUUCGCUAAUCGUGAUAUUGCCGCCGAUGAAGAGCUUGGAUUUGAUUAUGGAGAGAAAUUCUGGAUCAUCAAAUGCAAAUCGUUCACGUGUACCUGCGGAGCUCUCAACUGCCGAUAUUCCGAAAAAACAAUUCAAGUGACACUAGACAAUUAUAGGAAAAAAAUUCAGCAGGAAGAGAGUCUAGCUGCCCAAUUAAUCUAACUAUUUCAUUAGUCUUAAUUGAAUGGAGUUUCGUUGAUCUCACGAUUAAAACGAGCACAAGCGAAUUAU
Molecule: messenger RNA, 4063 nt
Organism: Fopius arisanus
Lineage: Eukaryota; Metazoa; Arthropoda; Insecta; Hymenoptera; Braconidae
Gene: G9a
Product: histone-lysine N-methyltransferase G9a
Exons: 7
Coding region: 347-3994 (1215 amino acids)
Biological process (GO): negative regulation of transcription by RNA polymerase II; peptidyl-lysine dimethylation
Cellular component (GO): nucleus; chromatin
Molecular function (GO): zinc ion binding; histone H3K9 methyltransferase activity; p53 binding
Source: RefSeq, a predicted model, not a curated record